This is a messenger RNA of Alternaria incomplexa, 1086 nucleotides long. RefSeq lists its product as uncharacterized. The coding region runs from base 1 to 1086 and encodes 361 amino acids. Gene Ontology annotation, cellular component: membrane. Gene Ontology annotation, molecular function: ATPase-coupled transmembrane transporter activity; ATP hydrolysis activity; ATP binding. The record is from RefSeq and is a predicted model, not a curated record. The transcript has 2 exons. Lineage: Eukaryota; Fungi; Ascomycota; Dothideomycetes; Pleosporales; Pleosporaceae. Gene Ontology annotation, biological process: transmembrane transport.
AUGCGUUUCGCUCUGGGCUUUCUGAUCCGCUACACGGAGACUGUUUCGGCGUUUGUUCGCAACUUCAUCAAUCUCGACCUUGCCCUCACCAGCACAAGCCGCAUUCUCGAGUAUACCAACAUACCAAGCGAGCAUUACAGCUGCGGAAUGUUGCCACCCGCAGCCUGGCCAGAGUCGGGCCGUGUGAAGAUUUCUGAUCUAGUCAUCAGACACGCGCCCCAUCUCCCUCCUGCUCUCAAUCACGUCAGCUUUGAGAUUGGACCAAAUGAGCGGGUUGGGGUUGUUGGGCGCACAGGAGCAGGAAAAUCGACUCUUGCAAUGGCCUUCUUUCGCAUUCUCGAAGCGGAACAGGGCAGCAUCACGCUUGAUGGCAUCAACAUUGCGGAAGUGGCUCUACAACAGCUGCGCCAGCGUCUCUCCAUCAUAACGCAGGACCCGCAUCUCUUCUUCGGUACUGUCCGCACAAACCUCGAUCCUUUUGACAAGCAUGACGACACAGAUCUCGUCCACGCAUUGGAACAAGUUCAUUGGCCCGGCUGCAGUGAUGCACAUCGCAAACAAACGAAUCGACUAUCUGGUCCUGGUCUGUUCUCAGAUCCCGACGAGGCGGUUUCUAGAAGACGCAUGCGUGUUCUAUCGUUGCUCGAGCAACCAAUCAUGGAUGGCGGAAGCAAUCUCUCCCAAGGUCAGCGCCAACAGCUCAGCCUCGCACGCGCUAUCGUUGAUCGCUCAAGGCUUCUCAUCCUAGACGAAGCGACAUCCUCCAUGGAUCCAGUCGUUGAUGCAGCAAUCCAAACGUCGAUACGGGAGCUGUCCGCAUGCGGGCUUGCUUCUAUGCUUGUUAUUGCGCAUCGGAUCGGAACAGUCAUGGACUUUGACAAGAUCAUCGUGUUGGACAAGGGAGUUGUUGUGGAAGCUGGUAGCCCUAGCGAACUGCUGAAGCUGCCAGGGGGACACUUUAGAGGCCUCGCCGAAGACGCUAGAGAAACGGUCAAGGAAGCCGAGGUGCAAGAGAUGAUUACUGAGACUGUACACACGAGCGAAAGCGUUUUCAUACAAGAGUCUAUACAGAAUUCCGUCUUGUAA